AUAUGUAUACAAAGUUUGUAUUACUAAUUUUUUAUCCGUGGUAAAUAGCUUGAUUUUGUAACUGUUGCAUUAAUAUUAAGCAAUCGUUUUAAGUGUAUUUAAAAUAAAGGAAAAUAUGAAGCCAAAGAGAAAAAGGUAUAAUGUGAGAAGAUCUUAUUCUUCUUUUUCUACACCUAAUAGAUACCAGAAUCGACAACAAAGUUGUCAAACGCAAAGCUAUCAGCAGCAAAAUCAUUUAUAUAAUUCUGGAACUCCGCAUAAUUCUGCACCUAUAGUAAUGGCUUAUGCACCUCAAAUUACUCCUAAUUUUUAUAAUAACGGCAACAGUUGGCCGUUUCAACCGCCGCGACAUUUACCAGCACCCUCGUUUGGACAACAAUCAUAUCAUUUUGGUCAACAAAACAAUAGUUCGCAAAUAAAUACUGCCUCUUUACAUCAUAAUGUAGUUAGUAGUACAACUCAGUUUUCAGUUCCACCACAUCCGUAUCAAUUCAAUUGUCCGACAAAUUAUCAGCAAGUUUCUAACGCUAGUCGCACUCAAACAAAUACGAAAGUUAUUGUUCCAAAAAGAAAGUGGAUUAAAGAGGACGCUAUACGAGCACUUGAUAUUGAAGAGGAACUAUGUAAACGAAAUACAUCUGCUCCAUAUUUAGUCAUUCGCUUUCCGGACAUACCACUGAAUUCUGAAUUAGUUAAAGGGUUUUCAGGUCAAAUUGAUGCAGUUCAUUUUCAAAAAAAUUCUGCACCACGGUUUUGUUUCGUUCGAUUGAAAGAAAAUGCCGACGCAAGAAAAGUGAUUGAAGAUAUAUCAAAAAUCCCAUUUGGACAGGGUCAUUUAUCUGCAGAGUUACGAUAUGAUCCAACCAAACCUCCAGCGGCUUCUAAACCAGAGCAAGUUGAUCCUUAUACAUUAUAUGUUGGGAAUUUGCCUUUAUCGAUAACGGUGGAAACAAUAAAACGACAAUUUCCAGGUGCGCUACGAUAUGAUCUUGCCUUUAAAUCAAAAACUAAACCUAUUAGGUAUGCUUUUAUUCGUUUUGAAAGUGUAGAAAAAUCAAUUGAAGCUUUUAAGCAUGGUAUAAAUUUGCAAAUCGAAGGCCGCUCUCUUGUUUUACGCUUUCGUAGAGCAAAGUUUAAUUCUACUGAAAACGUGUCCUUAGAAAAAGAUCAAACAAGUAAUAAAAGUACACCAAUUGUGGCCGAUUUAACAGAUAAAAAUGAUUGCAUAAUAACAAAUAAUCUAAAACCGAUACAAUCAAAUUUGGCAAGUGAUGGUAAAGUUUUAGUGAAAGCUGAAUACCUGAAAGAUUGUAUAAAGGAAGAACAAUAUGAUUCUGAGUACAGUUAUGAAGACGAAUGUUCAAGUACGUUUUGUGGUAAUGGCGAUGAUUUAGAGUUUCCCGCCAUUAAAAUAGAAAUGGAUGAUUUUGAUGAAACACACAAUUUAAAUUGUACUUCAUCACUCCAAUGCGUUUCAGAUGAUGGGGUAGAGCUUGGACAAAGAAUCUCUCGUGAUCACCUAUGCAAUUCUGUUCAUCGGACAAGUGAGGUGUCUAGCACUAUGACUUUACAGAACCUUGAUGAAAACGUAGACCAUGUGAAAAUGCAGAUUAUUAAUACGAAAAUGAAUGCCGUUGAACCUGAAAGGUCUAAGCCGUCAAUUGUAUCGAUUUCAGAAAAAAAAUAUAUUGAAAAUUUGUAUGAACAAUUAAACACUUCUAAAGUAUUUAAAAAAGAAGUACGAAGUGAUUUUGAUGACCUGGAUGCAAUGCUCAAAGAAAUCGAUUAAUCAUACAAAUGAAAUAUACAUCCUUUACUAAUAUUUGUAAAAUGGGGUGUAAAUAAUUUUUUAUAGUUUAUAAAUAACAUACAUAUUCAUAAAUAUUUCACAGUGUUCACAUGAUUUUGUCUUGUUUGUAUUGAAGGUGUACAGACAAUGAACCCGAACAAAGAAUUUCAAUUCAUUCUGGAGAAUUUUCCAAAACAUCGUUAUAAUAACAAUGUAUGAAUAAAAAUCAUCGAUUUAUCGAGCUACGUUUGAAAAUGGAUCAAAUUAACUGUAA
This is a messenger RNA of Bactrocera tryoni, 2063 nucleotides long. RefSeq lists its product as uncharacterized. Gene Ontology annotation, molecular function: RNA binding. NCBI's taxonomy places the organism in Eukaryota, Metazoa, Arthropoda, Insecta, Diptera, Tephritidae. The coding region runs from base 116 to 1789 and encodes 557 amino acids. The record is from RefSeq and is a predicted model, not a curated record. The transcript is spliced from 3 exons.